This is a messenger RNA of Notothenia coriiceps (black rockcod), 1137 nucleotides long. RefSeq names its product hypoxia up-regulated protein 1-like. The record is from RefSeq and is a predicted model, not a curated record. Gene Ontology annotation, biological process: endoplasmic reticulum unfolded protein response; negative regulation of hypoxia-induced intrinsic apoptotic signaling pathway. Gene Ontology annotation, cellular component: endoplasmic reticulum chaperone complex. Lineage: Eukaryota; Metazoa; Chordata; Actinopteri; Perciformes; Nototheniidae. The coding region runs from base 1 to 1113 and encodes 370 amino acids. The transcript has 8 exons. Gene Ontology annotation, molecular function: ATP-dependent protein folding chaperone; ATP binding.
AUGACGGAGGAAGGAUCUAAGGACGAAGAGAGGGCGUUAUUAGUGGCACAAAUCAACUCUCUGGAUGAGCAGCAGCAGAGAUAUCUUGAGUGUGACGUGGUUGACAAACACAAUGAGGACAUGACCUGUCUAUGCGACGCUCUGCGAGUGGACCAAAGUCAAAGCUGUUAUCGACUGAGACGCUUUAACCUUAUAAAAGAGAAGAAGGAGGACGAGCUGGAGGAGGAGCAGCAGACCCAGCAGCAGGCUGCAGGACAGCAGUCAAUGGCCAUGGAGCUGCAGCACAGCAAGCACAUGCAGAAGCUGAAGGACCAGAGGGACAGACUGCACUCAGUGAAAAGAGUGACGGGUGAGACAAUAGAAACGCAGUUCACUCCUGAGGAGCUGCUGGGGAUGAUGCUCAACUAUUCCCGGGGUCUGGCUCAGGACUUUGCAGAACAACCGGUGAAAGACGCAGUGAUCACGGUCCCGGCCUUCUUCAACCAGGCAGAGCGGCGGGCCGUGCUGCAGGCGGCGCAGAUGGCCGGCCUCAAGGUUCUGCAGCUCAUCAACGACAACACUGCCGUGGCCCUGAACUACGGAGUGUUCAGGAGGAAAGAUAUCGACAAUACAGUCAAGAACAUCAUGUUUUAUGAUAUGGGCUCAGGGAGCACCACGGCCACCAUCGUCACGUACCAGACCGUGAAGACCAAGGAGGCGGGCACCCAGCCCCAGCUGCAGAUCAGAGGGGUCGGGUUUGACCGCGGGUUGGGGGGCUUUGAGAUGGACCUGCGACUCCGGGACCACCUGGCUAAACUGUUCAACGAGCAGAAGAAGACAAAGAAGGACGUGAGGGAGAACCACCGGGCCAUGGCCAAGCUCCUCAAAGAGGCCCAGAGGCUGAAGACGGUGCUGAGUGCCAACGUGGACUUCAUGGCCCAGGUGGAAGGGUUAAUGGAUGACAUUGACUUCAAAUCUAAGGUGACCAGGACGGACUUUGAAGAUCUGUGUGCGGAUCUGUUCGACAGAGUGCCGGGCCCGGUGCAGGACGCCCUCAGCACCGCAGAGAUGAACCUGCGGCAUUUACCGACCGCUGCAGUGCUGCUCUUCCACGGGAGUUUAUUCUCCUGUUAGCUCCGGGUGACCCCUCGAUUCCAC